AAGAUGAUGCUACGAGGAAACCUGAAGCAAGUACGCAUAGAGAAAAACCCGGCCCGCCUUCGCGCGCUCGAGUCGGCGGCGGGCGAGAACGACCCGGCGGCCGCCACGGCUCUGGCGCUAGCUAUGGCCGGGGAGCAGGCGCCAUCCGCCGCCGCGCAGGAGGACCACCCCGAAGAGGAGAUGGGGUUCACCAUAGACAUUAAGAGUUUCCUCAAACCGGGCGAGAAGACGUACACGCAGCGCUGCCGCCUCUUCGUGGGGAACCUGCCUACCGACAUCACCGAGGAGGACUUCAAGAGGCUCUUCGAGCGCUACGGCGAGCCCAGCGAGGUCUUCAUCAACCGGGACCGCGGCUUCGGCUUCAUUCGCCUGGAAUCCAGAACACUGGCUGAAAUUGCAAAAGCAGAGUUGGAUGGCACCAUUUUGAAGAGCAGACCUCUCCGAAUUCGCUUUGCUACACAUGGGGCAGCCUUAACUGUCAAGAACCUUUCUCCAGUUGUUUCCAAUGAACUUCUAGAACAAGCAUUUUCCCAGUUUGGUCCAGUAGAGAAAGCUGUUGUGGUUGUGGAUGAUCGUGGUAGAGCUACAGGAAAAGGUUUCGUAGAAUUUGCAGCAAAGCCUCCUGCACGAAAGGCUCUUGAAAGAUGUGGUGAUGGAGCAUUCUUGCUAACAACCACCCCUCGCCCCGUCAUUGUUGAGCCGAUGGAGCAGUUUGAUGAUGAAGAUGGCUUACCAGAAAAGCUCAUGCAGAAAACUCAGCAAUAUCAUAAGGAAAGAGAGCAGCCUCCACGCUUUGCUCAGCCUGGAACAUUUGAAUUUGAGUACGCAUCUCGAUGGAAGGCUCUUGACGAAAUGGAAAAGCAGCAGCGUGAGCAGGUUGAUAGAAACAUCAGAGAAGCCAAAGAGAAACUAGAGGCAGAAAUGGAAGCAGCUAGGCAUGAACACCAAUUAAUGCUAAUGAGGCAAGAUCUAAUGAGGCGUCAAGAAGAACUGAGACGCUUGGAAGAACUCAGAAACCAGGAACUGCAAAAACGCAAACAAAUACAAUUAAGACAUGAAGAAGAACAUCGCCGUCGUGAAGAAGAAAUGAUAAGACAUAGAGAACAGGAAGAACUUAGACGACAGCAAGAAGGUUUUAAACCAAACUAUAUGGAAAAUAGAGAACAGGAAAUGAGAAUGGGUGAUAUGGGUCCCCGUGGAGCAAUAAACAUGGGAGAUGCGUUUAGCCCAGCACCUGCUGGUAACCAAGGUCCUCCUCCAAUGAUGGGUAUGAAUAUGAACAACAGAGGAACUAUCCCUGGCCCACCUAUGGGGCCUGGUCCUUCCAUGGGACCAGAAGGAGCUGCAAAUAUGGGAACUCCAAUGAUGCCAGAUAAUGGAGCAGUGCAUAAUGAUAGAUUUCCACAAGGACCACCAUCUCAGAUUGGAUCGCCUAUGGGUAGUAGAACAGGCUCUGAAACCCCUCAAGCUCCAAUGAGUGGUGUAGGUCCUGUGAGUGGUGGUCCUGGUGGUUUUGGUAGAGGAAGCCAAGGGGGCAACUUUGAAGGCCCUAAUAAGCGUCGUAGAUAUUAAACAUUUUUAAAAUUUCUAUCUAUUUAGAAAUAAUUCAGUGGUAUGCCUUUUCACUUUCAUUUGUUACUUGGAAGAAAUGGUUUUAUUGCUAAUGUAUGUAGACAUCAAAACUUUUCUUUUGUAAAACUUGAGGUUUUGUAUUUUUCUUUAUUCAUAAGCUUUGUAGAUUAGAAUGGUGACGAUGAUCAUCAUUGUGAAUGUUAAAAUGUGUUUGUAACUUUAGUUAAUUGUAAGUUUGCCACAGUACUGUGAAAUCUGUGUAGUUAAAUCUCAAUAAAGAAAUCAUUUUGCAUUAUUU
This is a messenger RNA of Chrysochloris asiatica (Cape golden mole), 1870 nucleotides long. RefSeq names its product paraspeckle component 1 (gene PSPC1). Gene Ontology annotation, cellular component: nucleus. The coding region runs from base 4 to 1572 and encodes 522 amino acids. NCBI's taxonomy places the organism in Eukaryota, Metazoa, Chordata, Mammalia, Afrosoricida, Chrysochloridae. The record is from RefSeq and is a predicted model, not a curated record. Gene Ontology annotation, biological process: regulation of DNA-templated transcription. Gene Ontology annotation, molecular function: RNA binding. The transcript is spliced from 9 exons.